Arxiozyma heterogenica is the source of this 534-nucleotide messenger RNA. RefSeq names its product polyphosphatase DDP1 (gene DDP1). NCBI's taxonomy places the organism in Eukaryota, Fungi, Ascomycota, Saccharomycetes, Saccharomycetales, Saccharomycetaceae. The record is from RefSeq and is a predicted model, not a curated record. Gene Ontology annotation, cellular component: nucleus; cytoplasm. The transcript has a single exon. Bases 1 to 534 code for a protein of 177 amino acids. Gene Ontology annotation, molecular function: bis(5'-adenosyl)-hexaphosphatase activity; endopolyphosphatase activity; diphosphoinositol-polyphosphate diphosphatase activity. Gene Ontology annotation, biological process: diadenosine pentaphosphate catabolic process; adenosine 5'-(hexahydrogen pentaphosphate) catabolic process; diadenosine hexaphosphate catabolic process.
AUGUUCUCGAUGGAAAGGUCUAAGGUAGCUCGUGUUGGUAGAAAGAAUCAGGUUUAUUCAAAAAUAACAGGUGCAAGAAUAGUGGCUGGUUGUGUUUGUUUAAACGAGGAAAGAAACAAGGUGUUGAUGAUAACCUCUUCCGCAAGCAAAGAAAAAUGGAUCUUGCCAAAAGGUGGUGUGGAAUCUGAUGAACCAAAUUACGAAACAGCUGCACAAAGAGAAACUUGGGAAGAAGCCGGUUGUGCAGGGACUAUUGUUAAAUCGCUUGGUGUGGUGGAAGACAUGCGUCCACCUAAAGAAUGGAAUAUGAAUUACAAAGGUAACACAGAAAAUGGUGAUACUAUCAUUAAACAUCCACCAAGAUCAGAAUUCCAUUUCUAUGAAUUGAAAGUGAGUCAGUUGUUUGAUGAAUACCCUGAAUGCAACAAAAGGAAACGUAGAUAUUUUUUAUAUGAGGAUGCUAAAAGAGAAUUGAUAAAAGCCAAGAGACCGGAACUUCUUGAAGCUUUAAACAGAUCUAGUAUUAAAAGAUAG